This is a messenger RNA of Pseudophryne corroboree (corroboree frog), 2220 nucleotides long. Its product is annotated as zinc finger protein 664-like. Bases 36 to 1532 code for a protein of 498 amino acids. Gene Ontology annotation, biological process: regulation of transcription by RNA polymerase II. Lineage: Eukaryota; Metazoa; Chordata; Amphibia; Anura; Myobatrachidae. Gene Ontology annotation, cellular component: nucleus. The record is from RefSeq and is a predicted model, not a curated record. The transcript is spliced from 7 exons. Gene Ontology annotation, molecular function: DNA-binding transcription factor activity, RNA polymerase II-specific; RNA polymerase II cis-regulatory region sequence-specific DNA binding.
AGAGGUGAGUGGGAGGAAGCAGAAAGGAGACAUUGAUGGUACUGGCAGCAGACGACGGCACACGACUACGAAAUCCCACCAUGACAUACAAGGAGAGGAGACACAUGACGAAGAGGAUUUUAAAUCUCACCCUUGAAAUCAUCUGCCUGCUGACUGGGGAGGAUUACACAGUCGUGAAGAAGGCAACUGGGGAGCGUGUGACACCCAGCAGCCAUCCUUGUGUGUCAGGAGGACUGCGCAGGACCCAGUGCCCCAUCAUGGUGCCUCCACCUCACUCACUGAUACAUGAGAGACACAAUGACCAGAAGAUCCUGGAACUCAUUGACAAGAUUAUUCAGCUGCUGACUGGAGAGGUUCCUAUAAGGUGUGAGGAUGUCACUGUCUAUUUCUCCAUGGAGGAGUGGGAGUAUAUAGAGGAACACAGGGGUCUGUACAAGGACGUGAUGAUGGAGAAUCACCGGGCCCUCACAUCACUGGAUGGUGCCAGUAACAGGAAUACCCCAGAGAGAUGUCCCCGUCCUCUUUAUUCCCAGGAUCAUACAGAGGAGAAUCACAGUGUCCCACAGGAGUAUCAGGUUGAAGAUCUUCUGGAUAUUAAAGUUGAAGUUAUAGAUGAUGAUGAUGAUGAUGAUGAUGACGCGUUAUAUGUGAUUGGUGAUGAACAUUGUAUGGAGGAGGAAACCCAUACAGAUUUCAGAACAGCAGGUGGGCACAACAUCCGGAAUACCAUGGAGGAACAUCUUGUUAUAUAUCCUGAGAGUAGAACAGAGGAACAAUGGAUCACCCUAGAUUACCCAGGAGACAGCUACGUUGCCUUAAACAUGCACCCGGUGCUGCACAGAGCAGAUAUACUAUCUGAUACCUCUAAUCAUGAGCAAUACUUUUCCGUUACGCCAGACAUGGACACACACAGCGCGGCUCACAUAGGCGGCAGAAUCUUCCCCUGCUCAGAAUGUGAUAAGUCCUUCAACCAAAGCUCCAAUCUCAGCAGACACCAGAAGACUCACUCGGGAGAGAAGCCGUAUCCGUGCGGUGAUUGCGGGAAGUGUUUCAUGGAGAAGGCGGCCCUUUCCAAACACCUGAGGACUCACACGGGCGAGAGGCCGUUUGCCUGUCCCGCCUGCGGGAAAAGCUUCACCCAGAAAUCCUACCUGGCCAGGCACCAGAGGAUCCACACCGGCGAGAGGCCGUUUCCCUGUGCGGACUGCGGGAAAUGUUUUUCGGGGAAGUCGGAUCUCGUCAAGCACCAGCGAGUCCACACCGGCGAGAAGCCCUUUCUAUGCUCCGUGUGCGGGAAAUGCUUCUCUGAGAAAUCCAAUCUCAUUAAACAUCAGAGAAUUCACACUGGAGAGAAGCCCUUUCUGUGCCCGGACUGUGGGAAAUGUUUUGCCGAGAAAUCGGACCUGGUUAAGCAUCAGAGGGUCCACACGCUAGAGAGGCCCUUUUCCUGUUCCGAGUGCGGGAAAUAUUUUGCACUUAAAUCCGUGCUGUGCCGGCAUCAGAAAAUCCACUCUGCUGUGACGUGUUUAUAGACCGGUGAACAAGACGAGGGUUGGGUAUAUAACUAUUGAGAGGUGGUGUUGGCAAUUACCGGAAAUUUCUAUUGGCUGGAUGGUGACUGAAAUCUGCCAGAUGCCACAUCAGUCCAGAGAAAGCCUGGGUGUCUUGUGUGAGGGUAGCGCUCAAGCAAUUAGAUAACCAACAAGCAAUCUUAGAGUUGGUUCUCACAAAUAUAGAGGUAGCAUCAAACGUGGCGGUGGAAGAGAACUUGUAGGCCUAGAGACUUGGAAGAGAACUUGGAGGCCUAGAGACCAUCAGAAAGUACGGAUCAAUUUGCCAACACCAGUAAAGCCGCACCAUGACUGAGGGUUUACAGAGGCUGACUUUGGUCAUGUGAGAAAUGGUUUAUGUGACUCUGAUGGGGCCAGAAAUGAAAGGAGGAGUCCAAGAACGGCGUGCUAAACAAAAAUAUUACAUGCACCAGACAUUUGUGCCGGAUAUGUCUGUGAAACGAAAAAGAGACCAUAUUAUUCUCCCAAAAAUAAAGUUGUAGUUAUCAGAAGUGUUAAUAAAACAGCAUAAAAGAAGUAUAGAAAGAAUUUAGUAGAUUUAGGAUAUAUAAAAAUCAAGAAACAAGCUUAUAAAUCUGGUAUAAUAGAAACCAUAUACAGAAAAUUGCAAAGAGAAGAAAAGCACUACCAGUAAAAAGGUUACAAAACA